AUGGACGACUUCAAGGAUGAAUUGUUGAACGUUCCUGUUGCUUUCGAUCAGAAAUCUCUCGGUAAACGCUCACAAGAGCUUGGACUAAUCUACCAUUUAUCAAAACAGUACGCGUUAACGGCACACGAUGUUGCGAGUGAGGUUCAAACAGAAUCAGAACUUAGACAGUACUUCACUCUUAUUAAUCAAGCUAUACGAUGUUUGAGAUAUCUGAAGGAUGGUGGGUUCCAGCUGUCUUUGGAACAGGAUUUUCAAAUAACGUGCGAUUUGGCGUGGCUGUUAAUCGAAGAAACUCAUCGCUUGGAUUUGGCGGAGCAGUAUCUAUCUUCUUUACGUGAGAAAUUGCAAAACACUACCUGGAUCAAUGAAAAAAUGUAUACGGAUUACUUACUUCUUUGUAAGAUUCCGCUCAUGAAGAAUGAUGGGGCACAGAGUAAAGUGAUUGUGAAAAACUUGGGGAAAUUGAUAUCCAGUCUUGAUUCCUCUUUAUGGAAGGUACUAUUUGAAUAUUUUAGGUUACAGCUUAUCCCCAUAAAAGAACGCAAAGUUUCUGAUUACCGCAACAUCAUUUAUGUGGUUAAGCCCCAUAAGCAAUUCCAUUUUGUUGUGAUGUGUUCCUUCAUCAACUAUUGCUUAGAUUCCUGCUCACAUAUUCCAGAUGACUUAUGGUCCGAUUUCGAAAAACUUGAAUCAGACAUCCCAAAACUGCAAAUAUGGAAGUUUUUGCUGGAACUCCUUGUGUUAAUAGUUCAGGAUAUCAAUAUAACAGAUAAAUUAUCGGAAAUGAAGUUAUUUUUUGACGCGAAUAAGGAAAAAUUAGACAAUCCAUUGGAACCAAUUGUGUUGUUCGAAUCUAUUUCUUUAAAGCUUGAUUUACCAGUGUUUGGUUAUUCUGAUGUCAAAAAUCUUUUGUUAUUUUUUCAAAGUGUCAGCUACCUUCCUAAUUGUUACGAUAAGAGAUCUAACUUUUCAAUCAAAUUUCUUCCGAAAACGGCAGCUAACACGGAGAAAUUGAUUCAGUCACUGCAAGAAAAAUGCUCUUUAACAAAACUGAAUACUAUUCACAAAUUUUAUCACACGCUGCUUGAGCUGGUAAAAUUCUAUCAAGCUUGUGAAUCUAUUAUUUUGAAGGGUACUGUUUCGGAUAUAUCAAUAGGUGCCCCAUACUGUCAUCUUCUUUCUGCAUGGGAAUGCCAUUUAAGGGGAGACACUGAAAGUGCCUCUAAUAUAUACCUAAAAAUACUAGAAGAGCCAUCUCAAAACCCUGAAAUGAUACUUAUUUCAAUAAUACACCUAUAUGCGCUCACUUUAGCUCAAAUUUCUGAAUGCGAAAAAGGCAGCCCGGAUCUAGCAAGUUUGACUGAAAAGGCAGACAUUUUAUUAAAUCAAUUAAACUCAGUACUGGAGUCUUCAAUAUUUAACCGUAGCACUGUUUGGAAGUGCACAAAACUAUUGCUUACUAUUAUGGGGAAAUUUGAACCUUUCACUCAAAACCCUCAAGCUUCUACUAAUACUUCAGUGUUGCUAAAUGAACUUCAACAAUAUUUUGAAGGAAAUAGCUUAUUAGGACCUAACGACAGCACAGAAGGAAAUGGUACCGGAACCAAUACCGAAGCUGUUACGGAUACUAUGACUGGUAAGGAAAUCCAUGUUUCUAACACACCAGUCAAGAUUAAAAAGUCUUUACUUUUGCAUAUUUGGCUAAACUACAUUUCAGGAUCAAUGUUAGUCAAUGAAUUAGAUAAAAAAUGCAUACUGUCCAGCACAUGUUUCAAACUAGCUAAGCAACAAUACCUUCCAUAUUUACGUUACCUUGUAGGUAUAUGGAAUUUGAUGAACAAUACCAUUGCAAUGAACAGUAAAGAAGUCGCUUUGACUCGAGCUAGAUUGAAUCAGAUUGUUAGGUCAAUAUGUGAAACUGCAACUGUUGAACAGCAACAGGAAACAGAAGAACAAAUUUAA
Kluyveromyces marxianus DMKU3-1042 is the source of this 1962-nucleotide messenger RNA. RefSeq names its product cohesin-loading factor complex subunit SCC4 (gene SCC4). NCBI's taxonomy places the organism in Eukaryota, Fungi, Ascomycota, Saccharomycetes, Saccharomycetales, Saccharomycetaceae. Gene Ontology annotation, biological process: mitotic sister chromatid cohesion. Bases 1 to 1962 code for a protein of 653 amino acids. The record is from RefSeq and is a predicted model, not a curated record. The transcript has a single exon.